GUUGAAGCCCGGCCUGGCGCGGCGGUGGCGGCAGCAGCCGUGGCGGCCUCUGCGCAUGCUCCGUCGCCCGCCCGCCCUGGCCGCUCGCCGCCCGCCCGCCCGACGGAGACGCAGCCACAAUUAUCUGACUUCAUGUGAAAGAUGGCUAAUGCAGAAGUGAGUGUCCCAGUUGGGGAUGUGGUUGUGGUACCCACUGAAGGAACUGAAGGGGAGAACCCUGAAGACACUAAAACCCAAGUGAUCUUACAGUUACAGCCUGUGCAACAAGGUUUGUUUAUCGAUGGACACUUUUACAACAGGAUUUAUGAAGCUGGGUCAGAGAAUAACACGGCAGUUGUAGCAGUAGAAACGCACACGAUACACAAAAUUGAAGAAGGAAUUGAUGCAAGCACUAUAGAAGCAAAUGAAGAUAUGGAAAUUGCUUACCCCAUAACUUGCGGGGAGAGCAAAGCCAUCCUCCUCUGGAAGAAGUUUGUAUGUCCAGGAAUAAAUGUGAAGUGUGUCAAGUUCAAUGAUCAGUUGAUCAGCCCCAAGCAUUUUGUUCAUCUGGCUGGCAAGUCUACUCUAAAGGACUGGAAGAGAGCUAUUCGUCUGGGGGGAAUCAUGCUGAGGAAAAUGAUGGACUCUGGACAAAUUGACUUUUACCAGCAUGACAAAGUUUGCUCCAAUACCUGCAGAAGCACCAAAUUUGAUCUUCUGAUCAGCAGUGCAAGAGCUCCAGUGCCAGGACAGCAGACAAGUGUGGUGCAGACACCCACUUCGGCCGAUGGUAGCAUCACACAGAUUGCCAUCUCAGAAGAGAGCAUGGAAGAAGCAGGCCUGGAGUGGAACUCGGCUCUCACUGCUGCUGUCACCAUGGCCACAGAGGAGGGUGUGAAGAAAGACUCGGAGGAAAUCUCAGAGGACACAUUGAUGUUUUGGAAAGGAAUAGCUGACGUAGGGCUGAUGGAAGAGGUUGUCUGCAAUAUACAGAAGGAAAUAGACGAGCUACUCAGGGGAGUUCAGCAGCGGCUUAUCCAGGCUCCCUUCCAGGUCACAGACGCUGCUGUUCUCAACAACGUAGCCCAUACGUUUGGCCUAAUGGACACAAUCAAGAAGGUUUUAGACAACAGAAGGAACCAAGUAGAGCAGGGAGAAGAGCAAUUUCUCUAUACUCUGACAGACUUGGAACGCCAGUUGGAAGAACAGAAGAAGCAAGCUCAGGAUCAUAGGCAGAAAUCCCAGAUGGUUCAAAAUGUGGUGCUGAUGCCUGUGAGCACUCCUAAACCUCCAAAAAGGCCCCGGCUCCAGCGGCCAGCCUCCACCACUGUCCUGAGCCCUUCUCCUCCUGUCCAGCAGCCUCAGUUCACAGUCAUCUCGCCCAUCACCAUCACCCCAGUGGGUCAGUCAUUUUCCAUGGGCAAUAUUCCAGUGGCUACCCUCAGCCAGGGCUCCAGUCCUGUGACUGUCCACACACUGCCUUCUGGCCCUCAGCUCUUCCGCUAUGCCACAGUGGUCUCCUCUGCCAAGAGCAGCUCACCAGACACAGUGACCAUCCAUCCUUCAUCCAGUUUGGCACUGUUGAGCUCUACUGCCAUGCAGGAUGGGAGUACCCUGGGCAACAUGGCCACCAUGGUUAGCCCUGUGGAGUUGGUGGCCAUGGAGUCUGGCCUGACCUCAGCAAUCCAGGCUGUUGAAAGCACCUCAGAGGAUGGGCAAACCAUCAUUGAAAUAGACCCAGCCCCAGACCCAGAGGCUGAAGAUACUGAGGGCAAAGCAGUCAUCUUGGAAACAGAGCUGAGGACUGAGGAGAAAGUCGUGGCUGAAAUGGAAGAACACCAGCAUCAAGUCCACAAUGUGGAGAUUGUGGUCUUAGAGGAUUAACUGGGGGUCUUUUGAGGCCAGGAGAUAUGUUUUGGUUUGGAAAUUUUAAUUAUUUGUUUAUUUUUAUCAUUGUCCCACUCAUUUCCACAUAGGAUCCUUUUUU
Molecule: messenger RNA, 1966 nt
Organism: Nycticebus coucang (slow loris)
Lineage: Eukaryota; Metazoa; Chordata; Mammalia; Primates; Lorisidae
Gene: GMEB1
Product: glucocorticoid modulatory element binding protein 1
Exons: 10
Coding region: 142-1863 (573 amino acids)
Biological process (GO): positive regulation of transcription by RNA polymerase II
Cellular component (GO): nucleus
Molecular function (GO): RNA polymerase II cis-regulatory region sequence-specific DNA binding; DNA-binding transcription activator activity, RNA polymerase II-specific
Source: RefSeq, a predicted model, not a curated record